This is a messenger RNA of Trametes versicolor FP-101664 SS1, 282 nucleotides long. RefSeq lists its product as uncharacterized. The coding region runs from base 1 to 282 and encodes 93 amino acids. Lineage: Eukaryota; Fungi; Basidiomycota; Agaricomycetes; Polyporales; Polyporaceae. The record is from RefSeq and is a predicted model, not a curated record. The transcript has 4 exons.
AUGGCUCACCUGGCAACUAACUCGCACCCCGCGGCGCACACGCGUCUCCUUCUUGCCGGACGGGCCUUCCCGCAUUGGCGACUCGUGCGCAGUGUUGCACGCACGCAUGCCCCCCGUUCCUGUCGCCACUGGCGUUUCCGGCCCCCGCAACAUCCGCCCGCGUUUUUCGAGAUGCGACAAUCUCGCGUGCAGAGCAUCCCAGUACUUUUGACCACAUCUGCCGGAUGUGCUGCUGCUGCUUGUAGCCUCGUAUAUCUGCCAUCCUUGCUCGUCCUCACUUGA